AUGACAUAUGCGUCGCAAGAUGUGGCCGACCACGAAUACCAGAUUCUGACCGCUUUCCGCUUUCCUCCCACUGAAGAUAACUGGGCAUCGAAAAAGGUCGUUCCAUCAUCCCAUCUCCAAGAAGCGAGCGAGAUAGCAUCGCCCACCUCAGACACCACAUUAUUCGAAGACACACCCUUAUGUCCGAUUAACCCAUUAGGAUCUCGAAAAAGUGUUCAUUCGUACGCAGCCUACGACGACACCCUAAGAAAAGAACUGCCAACCACAUCCGCCACACAAGUCAAAGAAUACAAAACAACCCCCAUGGAGAGGCGGUAUGACCGAAACCGUCGGUAUGUCUCGUCUGACCCACCCUUUGAUGUCAUCGAUACGCCUUCAACUCCAUUUCGGUCGAGAGCAAAGACGGAUGAUGGCCUGCUCUUGUUUAGGGCUGACCCUUCCAAAGAACCCACGAUCAAAGCUCGUGAGAGCAGGCACCGUCACAAGAUAUCUUUAAAUCUACCAGUGAACGCGCAUGAAAGGAGACGCGAUGGAGCUGGGCGACCACAACAGCCCGAUGUUGAGAGUUGGCCCAAGCCGCCGCCUGAUAUCGGGGUCGCCCAUCAUGCUAUAAGAGUAGACGUAAUGACCGCAGAAGAAAGGGAUCUAGAAUGCAAGCACCGACAUACGUUCAUAGGAACCGGCUCGCUAGACGACUUUCUAGAGAUUCUGAAAAUCUCAACAACACAUACCGCUACCAAAAGCGCGAUUGCUCGAGCCUUCGUACAGCUGGCAUCAGCGGAGCAGCUUUACGCUCGACAGUGCUCCACCGGGUACCUUGGGUGGGACCUUGUUUCACGAACAACACUGGCUGUCAUGGACGUUACUAGCGUCGAUUGCGUUGUACAGUUGCACGUCAAGCUAGACUCCAUUACACUGCGACAAUUUCUGGACCUGAUACCUUUCAAUGAUGUAGAUGAAGUAACGGCAAUGCGUAUCGUUGAAGCCUUCUCAGUUGCUAGCCACUUGGACGCGACGGCGGGUAUAGGUACACGUAGCAAGGCGAGAGCUUUCAGGAGUUGGUUCAUUCAGCAGAUGAAGGCUGGCGCAGAUCACUGA
Molecule: messenger RNA, 1098 nt
Organism: Alternaria atra
Lineage: Eukaryota; Fungi; Ascomycota; Dothideomycetes; Pleosporales; Pleosporaceae
Exons: 1
Coding region: 1-1098 (365 amino acids)
Source: RefSeq, a predicted model, not a curated record